AUGAAUAAUCCGAGCUGGAGGAAUUAUGCAACCCCACCAUGGAACAACAACCAACAGCCAAUCCGGAACAACACACUUUCAGGAUUUCAACAAGCUUCACAUCCACCACUGCCCUCAGCUAAAAAGAAGUCAAACCUUGAGGAGUUGAUGAACAAAUUCAUUCAAACUUCAAAAUCUCGGUUCCAAUCCAUUGAGACAGCACUAAGGAAUCAACAAGCCUCUAUCCAUAAUCUAGAGAAUCAGUUGGGUCAAAUUUCUAGACUCCUCUCAGAAAGACCCCAAGGGAGCUUACCUGACAAUACUGAGACUAAUCCUAAGGAGCAGGUCAAGGUAGUAACAUUAAGGAGUGGCAAAACAUUGCAAGAGAAGGGGAAGCAAGAAGUAGAAAAACUUGUAGUUGAAGAGGAAGAUAAAUGUCAAGAGGAGACUAUGGAAAAGCUCCCUGCAGUGAAAGAAUUCAUACCUCCACUCCCCUACCUAGCAAGAUUGAAGAAGGACAAGGAUGAUGAACAGUUUGGUAAAUUUCUGUCUUUAUUUCGUCAACUUCAUAUCAAUUUACCGUUUGUUGAUGUUUUGGCACAGAUGCCCAAAUACGCAAAAUUUCUGAAGGAUCUAUUGUCCAACAAGAAGAAGUUAGAGGAGUUGGCCACAGUAACUCUAAAUGAAGAAUGCUCAGCAAUCCUGCAAAACAAGAUGCCCAAAAAAUUGAAGGAUCCAGGGAGUUUUACUCUUCCUUGUCUCAUUGGUAGAUUGAUAGUUGAUAGGGCUUUGGCUGAUUUAUGUGCUAGCAUUAAUUUGAUGCCAUAUUAUAUUUUUAAGAAAAUAGGUUUGGGAGAACCUAGGCUAACUAGGAUGAGUAUUCAACUAGCUGAUAGGUCAGUUCAAUACCCUAGGGAUAUCAUCGAAGACGUGCUUGUAAAAGUGGAAAAUUUGAUUUUUCCUGUUGAUUUUGUAAUUCUUGAUAUGGAUGAGGACACCGAAGUCCCCUUGAUCUUAGGUCUUCCCUUUUUAGCUACUGCAAAAGUCAUAAUUGAUGAAUUCUUGAUCUCAGAUCCAUUGGAAAAGAGCUUAGUUUAUGAAGAAGGAAAAGAUGAUAUGAGUCUGGUAACUCAAGAACAGUGGUGUCAUCUAGAAUCCACUGCGCCAUUAUUGAGAAAGAAGAAAUUUGAAGUUCUAGAGCAGAAUUUAGAGAAGCAGCCCAACCCAUCCACUAAUGAACCACCAGAUGUAGAAUUGAAGGUCCUACCCGAACAUCUGGAGUACGCCUUUUUGGAAGAUUGUUGCAAGUUACCGAUUAUCAUUGCUUCAGAUUUAACACAAGAACAAAAAGCCCAGCUGCUGAAUGUACUUCGAGAUGGAAGAUCUUUGACAUAA
This is a messenger RNA of Abrus precatorius (Indian licorice), 1374 nucleotides long. RefSeq lists its product as uncharacterized. The coding region runs from base 1 to 1374 and encodes 457 amino acids. NCBI's taxonomy places the organism in Eukaryota, Viridiplantae, Streptophyta, Magnoliopsida, Fabales, Fabaceae. The record is from RefSeq and is a predicted model, not a curated record. The transcript is spliced from 2 exons.